This is a messenger RNA of Coregonus clupeaformis (lake whitefish), 2576 nucleotides long. Its product is annotated as MAGUK p55 subfamily member 2-like. The transcript has 13 exons. Lineage: Eukaryota; Metazoa; Chordata; Actinopteri; Salmoniformes; Salmonidae. Gene Ontology annotation, cellular component: cell-cell junction; plasma membrane. Bases 116 to 1768 code for a protein of 550 amino acids. The record is from RefSeq and is a predicted model, not a curated record. Gene Ontology annotation, molecular function: protein binding.
CGACGACUUUACAGCGUUUUGACAAUCAGUAGCGGUUCAGAGAUCUCAAAUUAAACGGAGACAACGACGCGACCACGAGACCGAACAGCUGACACAGUUUGACUAAAGCCUCAACAUGCCUGUGGCGUCAACUGGCACAGAGCCUGCGGUACCCCCCCAGGUCCUGGAUACCCUGAGUGACAGCAACAGCUCCACCACUGCCAAUGACCUGGACCUCAUCUUCCUCAAGGGCAUCAUAGACAGCCCCGUGGAGCCAGAGAGUCUGGAGGAGACCAGGUUGGAGGCGGUGAGGGACAACAACGUAGAGUUGGUCGAGGAGAUCCUCCGAGAGCUGAGUCCCUUCACACACCAAAGCAACACCGCAGCCGAGCUCACACGCAUCCUCAACGAACCCCACUUUCAGUCUCUGCUGGAGACCCAUGACUCGGUGGCGUCCCAGGUGUGUGACACCCCUCCCCCCAGCCCCUGUGCCUACAUGGAGCUCCCCGUCAGCAACCAGCCCGUGCCCCCAGAUGCCGUCCGGAUGGUUGGCAUCCGCAAAGUUGCUGGGGAACACCUUGGCGUGACUUUCCGUGUGGAGGCGGGGGAGCUGGUGAUCGCCAGGAUCCUCCAUGGCGGGAUGAUCGACCAGCAGGGUCUCCUCCACGCGGGUGACAUCAUCAAGGAGGUGAACGGGAAGGAGGUGGGCGAGGACCCGAGGGUGCUACAGGAGAUGCUGCAGGAUGCCAGCGGCAGCGUGGUGCUCAAGAUCCUCCCCAGCUAUCAGGAGGGCCACGCGCCAGGACAGGUGUUUGUGAAGUGUCACUAUGAUUAUGACCCAGCCAAUGACAACCUGAUCCCUUGUAAAGAGGCGGGGCUUAAGUUCUACACCGGUGACAUCCUGCAGAUCGUUAAUCAGGAUGACCUCAACUGGUGGCAGGCUCGUCGUUGUGUGGAGGGAGGCAGUGCUGGGCUGAUCCCCAGUCAGCUGCUGGGGGAGAAAAGAAAAGCCUUUGUCAAGAGAGACGUGGAGCUGGCCCCCACAGGAAAUCUUUGUACUGGAGUGGCGGGAAAGAACAAGAAGAAAAAGAUGAUGUAUCUAACCACAAAGAACGCAGAGUUUGACAGGCAUGAGUUGCUGAUCUAUGAGGAGGUUGCCAAGGUGCCUCCGUUCCGCAGGAAGACGUUGGUUCUGAUUGGUGCACUGGGAGUGGGCCGACGCAGCCUGAAGAACAAACUGCUGCUGUCUGACCCACAGCACUACGGCACCACCAUCCCCCACACCUCCAGAAAGCCAAAGUCAGGGGAGCGGGAGGGCCAGAUGUAUGCCUUCACCUCGCGGAGCAAGAUGGAGGCAGACAUCAAGAACGGCCGCUACCUGGAGCAUGGCGAGUACGACGGCAAUCUCUACGGCACCAAGAUGGACUCCAUCCACGAGGUGGUGGAGGCCGGUCGCAUCUGUGUACUGGACGCCAAUCCUCAGGCCUUGAAGGUACUGCGGACGUCUGAGUUCCUGCCUUACGUGGUGUUCAUCGAGGCCCCUGACUUUGAGGUCCUCAAGGCCAUGAACCAGUCGGCUGUCGAGACUGGAGUCGUCACCAAGCAGCUGACGGACUCAGAGCUGAAGAGAACAGUGGACGAGAGCACCCGCAUCCAGACGGCCUACGGACACUACUUUGACCUCACCAUCGUCAACGACAACCUGGACGAGAGCUACAGGAACCUGAAGGCAGCCCUGGAGAAGGUCUCUGCUACCCAGCAGUGGGUCCCAGUCACCUGGGUCUUCUAGCGGGAGACAGAAGGACAAGAGGGUGGUGUUGAACACUUGUUCUCUCACUCAUCCCCACAAGACAUCCGACGGUACUGUCUGGCUCAUCAUCACAGUGACCUUUGAACCUCUGACCUUUGGACCCCAUAGAUAAGACUGAAUUGACAGCAUUAUUUUUGCUGUGUACUUAUUGCUUUUGGAAAUUUAUCGACAAAAGAUGAAGGAUUUUCUUGUUUGGGCAUUAUGUGAUUCUGGUGUGUGUGCGGUUGCAGAGUGUCUUUACCAUAAUCAUGUUCACUACAUUGACUCUUUAGGUCAGCAAUAGGUAAUCUAUGUUUACAUGAAUCAUUAAAUGGACAUUCAGAAUAUGAAAUAGAUAAUCUUACAUCAAAACAGUAAACAGUGGUAGAUUGUUUUCUACUGUUUAUGUCUUCACUGCAGGUCUGACACACACACACACACACACGCGCGCGCACACACACACACAUGCGCGCACACACACACAGACACACACUCGCUCAAAGAGAGCCAGCUGUCUUAUUCCCCAAAUUCUAUUUUUAAUACCACAUUCAAUUUUUUUGUAUGGGGCGUUCAAGUUGAGACACUUUUUGACACCUACUGUUGGGAUAUUCUUUUCUAUCAUUUCAAAAAGGCAAGCCACUAAGGUGUGAACAUAAAACAUAACAUGUAGAUACAUAGAGAGAUGUGUAUGAUAGAUGUACUCUAAGUACAACCUUUAUAAACGUGACUACACAGAUACCUUUUAUAUACAGUGGGGAGAACAAGUAUUUGAUACACUGCCGAUUUUGCAGGUUUUCCUACUUACAAA